AUGGUGCCAAGCGCCGCUGCGAUCCGAGCGUGGGUCUUCCUCGCCGGUGGCCUCGUUGCCUUGUACCUGCUAGGUCCAUUGCUGCAGGCUGUCUUUAUGCGUAUCGUGGUCGUCGCCGUCUGCAUCUUGCUCCUCGCUGCCGUUCUCAACCCGACGGAUCUCUCGUUUGCGCAUUGGGCAGCAACGCAGGUCAACCAAGGCCGUGUCGUGCCAAGCUCGUGGUUCAAGUCGAUCGUCGAAAGCGUUCUACCGGGUCCCGACGAAGCGACAUGGCGAUGGACCCGAUACAAUCUCGUCUUUCUGAGUCUCGUGCACGUGGCGGCCAUCGAGCGGGACGCCAUCGGUGUCUUUGGCCUUUGGUUCUGGGCCGACUCGAGCUACGUUCUUGCCUCGCUCUGUCGGACGUACCGCCCAUGGGCAGCCGCACUCACGAAUGGCGGCCAAGCUUCGGGCACGCAAGCCCACUCGAGCGCGGCCGUCGCACCGGCCUCCGAGCACGAAUGCCGCUCGCUCGCUGUGGAGAAACGAAAGAGUGGGCAGUUUGCCCAAGCGUACGAGAAGUACAUGGAAGCCGCCGACCUCAGCAUCAACCCGCUGGACCAAGCGCUGUACCGACUCGAGGCUGCGCGGUGCCUCACCAAGACGCUCAGUUUGGCCAAAUCCAAGUCAAUUUCAGGCACGUGCAUCAAAAUCGAGCGACUCUACCGUGACAGCUGCAAUAGUCUCGUGGGGCAUGGCGAAUUCCAUGUCGCGGGCGUCGCCUUGAUUGAACUCGCGGCGCUCUUGACCGAGUGGACGGUGCCGCUCAGCGCUUCGUCCGAUACUGAGACAACCGAGACGCUGGAGCACAUCUCGAAGGCCUACUUGGAAGCUGCCCUCGUCUUGGAGGCCGCCGACACUGUCGUCGAUCGGCGACUUGCCUUCCAGAGCAGUCUCGCUGCUGGCAACCUCUUUGCAGAUGCAGCCAUGAGCAACGACACCGCACGCGACAUGUGGCUCGCCGCCGCGGAGGCCCAGUUCCGGUCCGUGGGUCUGGCGCAUAUCGAGAUCAACGUGUCGUGGGCGAAGGACGCAUUCGCCUGCGCUGUCUUUACCUUGCUCGGGCGCGCUGAUGUGCCUGGCGCCCAAGCUGCGUACAUUGCGUUUGACGAGCUGUGCAUGGCGCAUCUCACGCCGGUCGACCACCUCCUCCUCUCGGUCUUUGCCGCGUACGACAAGUGGCAAGUGGACAUGCUGCACGCUGGCGUCGCUGCGUAUGCGACGUCGGCCGAUCGGUUGCUUGGGUGGCAGGAACGCGCAUUGUCCCAAGUCACGACGCUUCUUUCGGCGCCGACGACAGACCUUCGCUGA
Messenger RNA from Saprolegnia diclina VS20, 1350 nucleotides. RefSeq lists its product as hypothetical. Lineage: Eukaryota; Oomycota; Saprolegniomycetes; Saprolegniales; Saprolegniaceae. The record is from RefSeq and is a predicted model, not a curated record. The coding region runs from base 1 to 1350 and encodes 449 amino acids. The transcript has 4 exons.